AAACAGAGGGAGAAAACAGAAAAAGUAAGUGUGUGUCUGUGUGAGAGAGAGAGAAAGUGAGAGAGAUGAAGCUGUUAGGAUGGUGGUUGAUGCUAGUGGGCACACUUCGCCUUGCAUCGGUAUGGUUCGGUUUCUUCGACAUUUGGGCUCUUCGUCUCGCUGUUUUCUCCAAAACGACCAUGUCAGAAGUUCAUGGGAGGACAUUUGGAGUGUGGACUCUUCUAACCUGCACUCUUUGCUAUCUUUGUGCAUUUAACCUUCAUGACAGGCCUUUGUAUUUGGCAACCUUGUUAUCAUUCGUCUAUGCCUUCGGUCAUUUCUUGACAGAGUUCUUGAUCUAUCAGACAAUGGAAAUAAAAAAUCUGGUUACUGUUGGUAUAUUUGCAGGCACAUCUAUAGUGUGGAUGUCGUUGCAGUGGAAUGCACACCAACAGAUUAAAACUAAGAGUCCAUAAAAGUGAAUCAAUAGCAGUGGUUUGAAGCAGAUUUUUCGGACGUUAUCCCUUUUGGCCUAUGCCUUUGCUGCUGUAAUUUAAGGCAGAGUUUUAGGUGGCGGAACAUGCUUUUCUGGUUGGCUAUGAAAGAAUCUUUCAUUAAACUUCUUGGCCUCAAUUUUCUCAUUGUAUUUCUCAAUGCCAGCUUUUCUUCUGAUUGGCUUUUGGAGCAAUGCGACGGAUUUCGUGUGUCUAGACUUUGUCUACGGAUUUUUUGGAAUAUUUUUCAAAACAUGGAAUGUCAAAAAACUUUUUUCUACUACUAUAUUAUUUACAUGGUC
Molecule: messenger RNA, 775 nt
Organism: Nicotiana attenuata
Lineage: Eukaryota; Viridiplantae; Streptophyta; Magnoliopsida; Solanales; Solanaceae
Product: ergosterol biosynthetic protein 28
Exons: 3
Coding region: 66-455 (129 amino acids)
Cellular component (GO): endoplasmic reticulum; membrane
Molecular function (GO): protein-macromolecule adaptor activity
Source: RefSeq, a predicted model, not a curated record